Molecule: messenger RNA, 3157 nt
Organism: Gekko japonicus
Lineage: Eukaryota; Metazoa; Chordata; Lepidosauria; Squamata; Gekkonidae
Product: cytosolic phospholipase A2 epsilon-like
Exons: 22
Coding region: 1-2988 (995 amino acids)
Biological process (GO): glycerophospholipid catabolic process
Cellular component (GO): cytosol
Molecular function (GO): calcium ion binding; calcium-dependent phospholipid binding
Source: RefSeq, a predicted model, not a curated record
AUGCACAUCCCUAUUGAAGAUGUCAGGAAAAACUUGCCUGGGAAGAAGAUGUUUACUAUCCUAGAUGAAAAGCAUGGCUAUUGGCAGAAGCAACCUAUUGCUUAUGCUUCAAGAACACUGACAUGGGCCGAGGAAAACUAUGAACAAAUUGAAAAAGAUCUUCUAGCAAUUCAUUUUGCCAUGACUAAAUUCCACCAGUACAUGUUUGGUGCUCAAGUGAUAGUUCAGUCAGACCACAAACUCCUGGAAGCAAUUUUUGCCAAGCCUACUGGAAAGGCUCCAGCACGACUACAAAGGAUGCUGUUACAGUUCCAAAAAUAUGACAUCCAGAUCGCUUACACUAAGGGUGAAGACAUGCAGGUGGCAGACACCCUUUUCAGAGCUACUACGCUCCCUCUGCCCUCUACACCUGAUCCCAUUUAUGAGGACAAAGAGACCUGGGCUCUAGACAAAAUCUUGUUAUCUGAGUUUCAGGCUUAUUCGUCUGAUACUAUUCAAUCUGGUGGUAAAACACAGCUAGAAGUAAGAGGCACUAUUACAGAGCAGCAGAUCUGCUACCCCAAAUUAGAUUUACAGAGAAAAAGAUCAUGCACCACUAAAGUGCUUCAGUCCACUCCAGCUGUAUUUGUCUCUAUUUCUUGCCAGAAUCUCAUAAGCCAGUCUGACUGUUAUGUGACCCUCUGGUUACCAACUGCUACAUGUGAAAAACAGCGGACCAAAACUAUUGACAAUUGCAAGGACCCUGUUUGGAAUGAAAGCUUCUAUUACAGGAUUCAAAGACAGGUUAAGAAUGUGCUGGAGCUGACAGUCUGUGAUGAAGAUGUUGUCACUCCAGAUGACCACCUCUUCACUGUACGAUUUGAUAUUUCUAGGCUUCCAGAUGGUGAAAGUGUUUUCAUGACCUUUAAGUCUGAUCCUGAGGCACAAGAGGAGCUGGAUGUUGAAUUUUUAGUGGAACUUGCGGAAGGUCCUCCUGAAAACAUUAUUACAAAUGGAGUUCUAGUGUGCCGUGAGGUUUGCAAACUGGAAGCUGAGGUGAAUCUGUCAAAGCCACACAAGUCAAAGAGAGACCUUGCACUUACAGUAAAAGGAUCCUGUGAAGGCAGUCACUGUUUUAAGCUGGGCUCUGAUGCUGCCAUCAUGCCCCUGUGUCCCACCACAUUCCAUUUUGCCAAGUACAACGAGUCAUCCUUGGAUGUUAUGCUGCCAAAAAAGAAACCACGGUUCGAUCUUUUUACCUGUUCUUAUAAAACCAGACCAGGUGUUCCAACUGUAAUGCUGAAUUCAUUGCCAAAGGGAGAGAAAGUGCCAAUAGUGGAGGAGAAAAAGUACAAUUUACACGUGACAGUGAAUGAAUGUCAUUGUUCCAGCCCAGGGGACCUAGAUGUGCGCUUGGGAUAUGAUCUGUGUCCACAGGAGCAAGAUUUCUUAUGUAGGCGAAAAAGGCAUGUGGCUCAGGCUCUGAAGCAAGUGCUCCGUCUAAAUUAUGAUUUGAAAGAUUAUGAGGUUCCUGUGGUGGCAGUCAUGACAACAGGAGGUGGGACAAGAUCGUUCACAACAACAUUUGGCAGUUUAAGGGGUUUGCAAAAAUUAAAUCUCCUAGAUUGCGUCACAUACUUGUCUGGCUUGUCUGGCACAUGCUGGUCCAUGGCACACUUGUACAGACAUGCUUACUGGUCCCAUGGGAAUCUGGAUGACCUCAUAUGUGAGGCUAAGAAACAUGUAACCAAGAGCAAGAUGGGUAUUUUUUGCCUUGAUCGUGUGAAAUAUUAUCACCAGCAGUUGAAUCAACGGAAACAAGAAGGAUAUAAAACAACUUUUAUAGAUCUCUGGGGACUCAUGAUAGAAUAUUUGUUAAAUGAAGGGAAAGAUAACCACAAGCUCUCAGAACAGAGAGAAGCUUUGACAGAAGGUCAGAAUCCUCUGCCAAUCUAUGUAGCUCUUAAUAUCAAGGAAAACUACAGCACUGAAGACUAUAAAGAAUGGGUGGAAUUUACUCCUUAUGAGAUUGGGUUCUUGAAAUAUGGAGCAUUUGUGUGUCCAGAGAAUUUUGGAAGUGAGUUCUUUAUGGGUCGCAUGAUCAAGAAGCUCCCAGAGUCUCGGAUAAGCUAUCUUCAUGGAAUGUGGAGCAGCAUAUUUUCAGUGAACCUCAUAUAUCUCUUGAACUAUGUUAAUGAUUCAGAAGAAUUCUGGCACAGAUGGACUCGAGACAAAAUCAUAGAUCUUGAUGAAGAUCCUGAUUUGCCUACGAGGCCAUAUGAGCUGAAAACCCACAUGUAUGUCCCUGCUGGAAAUCUUUCCAGUGCAUUUCGAGGGGUCUUGACAGAUCGCCUUUCUGUUGCCCAAUAUCACAAUUUUCUUAAGGGUUUACAGCUGCAUAACAAUUACUUGGAGAAUGAAGAGUUUCAAAGAUGGAAAGCUACUGUGUUGGAUUGCUGCCCCAAUCAGCUAACAGAACAUGAAGACUAUGUGGGAUUGGUGGAUGCUGGAUUUUUCAUCAAUACCAGCUGCCCUCCACUUUUAAGGAGACAGAGGAAAGUAGAUGUCAUUCUGCAUUUAAGUUACAGUGCAGGCUCACAAACAAUGCCUCUGGAAGAAGCUUGCAAGUUUUACUCAGAGCAAGGUAUCCCAUUUCCAAACGUUGUCCUUACUGAAGAGGAUAAGAAGAACCCAAAGGAAUGUUACUACUUCAAUCAAGCAGGGGGUGUUGAGUGUCCAGAUGUGCUUUUCUUCCCAUUAGUGAAUGAUACCUUCCAACAUUACAGGGCACCUGGUGAAAAACGGAAUGAUGAUGAGAUGGAUGCAGGAGAUGUUGAUGUAUCCAGUUCCAGCAGCCCAUAUAAUACUUACCUCCUCACAUACAGUGAUGACGAAUUUGACAAACUGGUGAACCUGAGUGAAUACAACAUUGUGAAUAACCAGCACAUGAUUCUUCAGGCGUUGCGUGCUGCUGUGGCACGGAAAAGACAAAGUUACUACAGCAAUUAAUCACCUUCCUAUAUAUAUUCCUAUAUAUUAAUAGGUGUAAUGGAUUCCAGCAAACACAAGACAACCCUAUCAGGACCGAAGCCCUGCUUAAAUCCGUACCCAACACCACACCACACAUAUACCCACUACCCACUACUAGGCGAGGCUACCUUCCCCCCCCCCCAUGAGA